Macrosiphum euphorbiae (potato aphid) is the source of this 810-nucleotide messenger RNA. The record is from the annotation of a GenBank genome assembly. NCBI's taxonomy places the organism in Eukaryota, Metazoa, Arthropoda, Insecta, Hemiptera, Aphididae.
AUGGAGGUGUGUUCCAGUGCUUCUUUGCUGGGACAACAACUUACUCUCGUCGAACUCGAGAGGCUGUCGUUCAUAGGCCCUGAAGAGUUCGUUCAGGCGUUCGCCAAGGACAGUCCGCAUAUCGAUUCGUCGUUCAAAGACAUGAAGAAGACCAAAAAUCUCGAGUCGUACGUCCACUGGUUCAAUCGACUCAGCUACCUAGUGGCCUCGGAAAUAUGCAAGCAUUCGAAAAAAAAGCAGCGCGUCAAGACUAUCGAAUUCUGGAUCGAGACUGCCCGGGAGUGUUUCAACGUGGGCAACUUCAAUUCACUUAUGGCCAUCAUCGCAGGGCUAAACAUGUCGCCGAUAAGCAGGCUCAAAAAGACGUGGCACAAGGUACAACAGUCCGCCAAGUUUACCAUACUAGAACAGUACAUGGACCCGUCGUCCAAUUUUAGCAGCUACCGGUCGACGCUUAAGGCGGCCCUAUGGAGAAGCGCCGGAGCCACAGAUCAGCGACAGAGGGUCGUCAUACCGUUCUUUUCGUUACUCGUCAAAGACAUUUACUUCCUGAACGAAGGAUGCCGAAACAGGCUCGACAACGGCCACAUAAAUUUCGAGAAGUUUUGGCAACUGGCCAAGCAGGUGACGGAGUUCAUUACGUGGAAACAGGCGGCUUGCCCGUACGAGAAGAACGCCAAUCUUGUGUUGUUCCUCCUCACCACGCCGGUGCUCAACGAGAAAGCGCUCACAUUAUUGUCAUUCGAACGCGAACCGCCAGACAACAGCGUGGAAAAAGAACACUACAAAACCCUCAAGACUGCAUCGUAA